This is a messenger RNA of Rhodotorula toruloides NP11, 651 nucleotides long. Its product is annotated as 60S ribosomal protein l10. The record is from RefSeq and is a predicted model, not a curated record. Gene Ontology annotation, cellular component: ribosome; cytosolic large ribosomal subunit. NCBI's taxonomy places the organism in Eukaryota, Fungi, Basidiomycota, Microbotryomycetes, Sporidiobolales, Sporidiobolaceae. Gene Ontology annotation, molecular function: structural constituent of ribosome. Bases 1 to 651 code for a protein of 216 amino acids. The transcript has 5 exons. Gene Ontology annotation, biological process: ribosomal large subunit assembly; translation.
AUGGGACGUCGCCCCGCUCGCUGCUAUAGGUACUGUAAGAACAAGCCGUACCCGAAGUCGCGGUACAACCGUGGUGUCCCCGACCCCAAGAUCCGCAUCUUCGACCUCGGUCGCAAGAAGGCGUCGGUCGAUGACUUCCCGUUCUGCGCCCACCUCGUCUCGAACGAGUACGAGCAGCUCUCUUCGGAGGCUCUCGAGGCGGCCCGUAUUUGCGCCAACAAAUACGUCGUCAAGAACUCGGGCAAGGACUCGUUCCACCUCCGCGUCCGCGCCCACCCCUUCCACGUGAUCCGUAUCAACAAGAUGCUCUCGUGCGCUGGUGCCGAUAGGCUCCAGACGGGUAUGCGUGGCGCGUGGGGCAAGCCGUACGGCACCGUCGCCCGUGUCAACAUCGGCCAGAUCAUCCUCUCGAUCCGUUGCAAGGACUCGAACAAGGCCAUCGUCCUCGAGGCUCUCCGUCGUGCGCAGUACAAGUUCCCCGGUCGCCAGAAGAUCAUCAUCUCGAAGAAGUGGGGCUUCACCAACCUCUCGCGCGAGGAGUACCUCGAGAAGCGCUCGAUCGCGCAGCCCGACGGCGCCUACGUCCAGUUCGUCAAGCCCCACGGCCCGCUCGAGGACAACCUCCGCCGUCUCGAGCGCAUCGGCGCCUGA